AUGGCUUUCGACGAUAAAGAGAAAUACACGACUGAUGUGUCGCCACCAUCACCUGCUGAUGGCGACAUCGAGGUUGGCCAGUCUGGACAAUUGAAGAGACAAUUGAAGGGUAGACAUAUGCAAAUGAUCGCAAUCGGUGGUUCUAUUGGAGCCGGUUUGUUCGUUGGUUCAGGUUCUGCUCUUCACUCCGGUGGUCCAGCCUCGUUGGUUAUCGAUUUCAUCAUCAUCGGUAUCAUGUUGUUGCUUACUGUUAAUGCUUUGGGAGAACUUGCUGCUAUCUAUCCCGUUGAAGGUUCCUUCUAUAAUUACUCCGUUAGAUUUAUUGAUCCAGGUUGGGGAUUCGCAAUGGGAUGGAACUAUGUUUUGAAUUGGCUCAUCAUUCUCCCCUUCGAAUUAACAGCUGCCGGUAUUACAAUUGGAUUUUGGACCGACCCAGAUAAUUCUGGCAAUCCGUCAGUGAAUGUUGGAGUUUGGAUUACUAUUUUCCUCGUCAUGGUUACCAUUAUCAACCUCUUCGGUGUCAAAGGGUAUGGAGAAGUGGAAUUUGUUCUCGGUUUGAUCAAAGUGAUUGCUAUUAUUGGCUUUAUCAUUCUUGGUAUAAUCAUUGAUUGUGGUGGUGUCCCAACCGAUAACCGUGGUUACAUUGGCGCCAAAUACUGGGGAACCCCUGGAGCUUUCCGCAAUGGCUUCAAGGGAUUCUGUUCAGUCUUUGUUACUGCCUCCUUCGCCUUUGGUGGAACCGAACUCGUCGGUUUAGCCGCCGCAGAAGCCGAUAAUCCACGAAAAUCGAUUCCUAAAGCCACCAAGCAAGUUUUCUGGCGUAUCUCCCUCUUCUACGUCAUUUCACUCUUCCUCCUCGGGCUUAUCGUCCCAUCCGACAACGAGAUUCUCUCAAAAGCCUCUGGUGGUCACACAGCCUAUUCUCCCUUUGUCCUUGCUUUCCGUUUGGCAGGAAUCAAAGUACUCCCCUCUAUCUUCAAUGCCGUCAUCACUCUCUCUGUUAUCUCGGUCGCCAACUCCUGCACUUUCGCCUCUACCCGUACCAUUCAAGCUCUCUGUGCCAAAGGUAUGGGUCCAUCCUGGGGUGCAAAGGUCGAUAAACAUGGCCGCCCAAUGAUUGCCAUUGCCAUUGCACUCGCUUUCGGUUUCCUCGCCUACGUAAAUCUCGCUCCUCAAGGCUCCACCAUCUUCACAUGGCUCCUUUCUAUCUCUGGUCUUUCCAAUUUCUUCACCUGGGGCUCUAUCUGCUAUGCUCACAUUCGUUUCCGUAAGGUAUGGACUAUGAAUGGUCGCACAAAGGACGAUCUUCCAUUCGCAGCUAUGUUUGGUACAACCGGAUCAUGGAUUGGUCUUGGCCUUGUUAUCCUAUGUCUUGUCGCCCAAUUCUACGUCGCGCUUUUCCCGAUUGGCGGAAAACCAGAUGUAGAAGCUUUCUUUGAAGCUUACCUCGCUGCUCCAAUUGUUAUCCUCUUCUUCGUUGGAUACAAAGUAUUUUACAGACAAUGGUCUUUUGGUGUGAACCUUGAUCAGAUCAAUGUUGAUGAGGGCAGACGUGAAAUGGACUUGGUAGCGUUCAGAGAGGAACUAGAUGAAGAGAGAAGAGUCAAGGCAGCUUGGCCUUGGUGGAAAAGACAGUGGGAUUUCUGGAUGUAG
Botrytis fragariae is the source of this 1653-nucleotide messenger RNA. Its product is annotated as putative amino-acid permease inda1 protein. Gene Ontology annotation, molecular function: amino acid transmembrane transporter activity. The transcript is spliced from 2 exons. Bases 1 to 1653 code for a protein of 550 amino acids. Lineage: Eukaryota; Fungi; Ascomycota; Leotiomycetes; Helotiales; Sclerotiniaceae. Gene Ontology annotation, cellular component: membrane. Gene Ontology annotation, biological process: amino acid transmembrane transport. The record is from RefSeq and is a predicted model, not a curated record.